Phycomyces blakesleeanus NRRL 1555(-) is the source of this 453-nucleotide messenger RNA. RefSeq lists its product as hypothetical. The transcript has 2 exons. Lineage: Eukaryota; Fungi; Mucoromycota; Mucoromycetes; Mucorales; Phycomycetaceae. Bases 1 to 453 code for a protein of 150 amino acids. The record is from RefSeq and is a predicted model, not a curated record.
AUGGAGAUGAUGCUGCUGCUGCUGCUGCUGCUGCUGCUGCUGCUGCUGCCGAUGCUGCCGAUGCUGAUGCUGAUGCUGAAAAACGUUGGCCAGGCUAUUACUAUUACUAUUACUAUUAUUGUUAUGGCUAUGGCUGUGUCUGUGUCUGUGGCUAUAGCUUUGCUUGCUCUUGUUCUUGUUCUUAUUCUUAUUCUUAUUUUGAAUGUUAUUAAUGGUAGUCGUCGUCGUCGUUGCUGUCGCCAUAGCAGUAUUAGCAGCGGUAUUAUUGCUAUUGCUAUUAAUAUUAAUAUUACUGGUGUCAAGGAUAAUGUUAUUAUUGAUAUUAAUAUUAAUGUUGGUGUUGGUGUUGGUGUUGGUGUUGGUACUGGUGCUGGUGCUGGUGCUGGUACUGGUGCUGGUGUUCAUGGUCUGGACAGGAAGAGCAGCGCCAAGCCCAUAGUCGGGAGUAAUUGA